Molecule: messenger RNA, 868 nt
Organism: Gossypium raimondii (Peruvian cotton)
Lineage: Eukaryota; Viridiplantae; Streptophyta; Magnoliopsida; Malvales; Malvaceae
Product: transcription factor RAX2
Exons: 3
Coding region: 73-861 (262 amino acids)
Source: RefSeq, a predicted model, not a curated record
AUAGUUUUCUCUUAGGUGUUACUUUAAAGCAGCUCUUGUUUUCUUCAGAAACCCAAAGUAUAUAACAUAGAGAUGGGAAGAGCUCCUUGUUGUGACAAAUCUAAUGUGAAGAAAGGUCCCUGGUCACCUGAAGAGGAUGCAAUGCUCAAAGACUUCAUACACAAACAUGGAACUGGUGGCAACUGGAUUUCUCUCCCACAAAAAGCUGGCCUAAGGAGAUGUGGGAAAAGUUGCAGAUUAAGAUGGCUGAACUAUCUAAGGCCUAAUAUUAAACAUGGAAAGUUCUCUGAUGAUGAAGAUAGGAUAAUCUGCAAUCUGUUUGCAAGCAUUGGUAGCAGGUGGUCAAUUAUAGCAGCUAACUUACCAGGUAGAACUGAUAAUGAUAUCAAGAACUAUUGGAACACAAAGUUGAAGAAGAAACUUUUUGGCAUGGUUCCCCAUAGCUAUUCCUCAUCAAGUUUUUCAAACAUUACCACUGCUGGAUCAGUUCUCCAAUCACAGCAACAUCGGGGGUUUUCCGCCAACCGGCUUGGCCGGAACAAGGACUCGGAGUUUGGAUACGGUGGUGGCAGUGGUGGAAACCAUGGUGAUCAACAAAUUGGCAAUUUGGAGAGUUUUUUCUACAAUGAAGGUGAUAAAAAUGACCACCACAACCUCAUGUACUCAUCUCGGGAUAUUGCUAAUGGAUUUUCGAGCUCCGUCGGUUCAAUCAGUUCAAGUUUCGAUUCAAACUUUUUGUACGGUGAAACAACAUCAUUAGAUUAUGGGAUAGAGAGAAUUAACCAGCAAAUUAGUAGUACUUCUUCAAGUUGUGAGGGCUUUGGUUUCUAUCAACACAAUGCAAAUGAUUAUCCAUGUUAAUUUGAUA